Molecule: messenger RNA, 1587 nt
Organism: Punica granatum (pomegranate)
Lineage: Eukaryota; Viridiplantae; Streptophyta; Magnoliopsida; Myrtales; Lythraceae
Source: RefSeq, a predicted model, not a curated record
CUGAAGGUUUGUUUGGUCUCUUCUGCUCUCCUCGUUCGUUGCUCGUUCUCACUCCGGGCGAUCUCUGAUCUCAGCAACGGCAAUUUCUUCCGCGCCUGCAGCUGAUGGAGUGAAAAGGGAGGAGAACUGCCGUUUCAUGAUUAGCAUCGAAAAACCUUGAGGAGAAUAGAAUCUGCAGCUAAUCUCAACUUUAUCAGUUCUUCCGGUGUUAAGAAAGAGAUUCUUUUUUCUGCUGGAAAUACAUGCAUCAUGAAUUAUCUUCUCGGAGCAUUCAAGCCAGCGUGUAAUAUUUUCAUCACGUUUACCGAUGGAAAAACGCGUAAGCAGGUUCCUAUGAAGAAGGAAAAUGGUCAAACUGUAAUGGUCCCACUGUUCCAGAGUCAAGAAAAUGUUUGCGGGAAGAUUUCUAUAGAGCCAAUUCAAGGGAAAAAGAUUGAACAUAAUGGCAUCAAAGUUGAACUCCUUGGUCAGAUAGAGAUGUACUUUGACAAAGGCAACUUCUACGACUUUACUUCUCUUGUUCGUGAAUUGGAUAUCCCUGGAGACAUCUACGAAAAGAAAACAUAUCCAUUUGAAUUUUCCACUGUUGAAAUGCCUUAUGAGACCUACAAUGGGGUGAAUGUAAGGCUCAGGUAUGUUCUUAAAGUGACAAUUAAUCGUGGUUAUACUGGAAGCAUUAUCGAAUACCAGGAUUUUGUGGUUCGCACCUUUUCUCCGCCACCGUCACUAAACACCAGCAUUAAGAUGGAAGUGGGAAUCGAGGAUUGCCUUCACAUAGAAUUUGAGUACAACAAAAGCAAGUAUCAUCUGAAAGAUGUGAUCAUUGGCAAAAUAUAUUUUCUACUUGUGAGGAUCAAGAUAAAGAACAUGGACCUGGAAAUCAGGCGCCGUGAAUCAACUGGUGCAGGGCACAACACCCAUGUGGAGACAGAAACGCUCGCUAAAUUUGAAUUGAUGGACGGUGCUCCUGUAAGAGGUGAAUCAAUACCCAUCAGGCUGUUCCUUAGCCCGUACGAGCUGACCCCAACUCAUCGGAAUGUGAACAACAAGUUCAGCGUGAAGUAUUACCUGAACCUUGUCCUGGUUGAUGAGGAGGAUCGGCGAUACUUUAAGCAGCAGGAAAUCACACUGUACAGGCUACAGGAGGGCUCUUGAGACACUGGCUUUGGUCUGAUCUCAUACAUAUCAGAGGUGUAGGAUUUGAAUCGAUUGACAUGGGGAGCCGCUGUCUGGUAGAGUUCUGCUGGGCUGUGGUUCGACUUUGCAUCAAUGUCCACGAGGUAUCUCUGGUUGGUCUUGCCUUAGAUCAUCAUGCCGUGAGAUAUGUUCUUUUACUGGCAUCGAAUCGAAGGCCCUUGUUUAUCGUAUUUGGCCUUCUCAUGUUCUUUUUUCUUUUUUUCCUUCUUAAACUGACGAUGACUGAUGUACUCCUUUUAGCGGAUUAUUCAUCGUUAGUUCUUUUGUCUCGACCGUGAAUGUAAGAUGUUGGUGAGUGUAAUAUCGAACGUAUCUUGGAUUGAUAUAGCUAUUUCAAACUUUUGCAGGAGACUGAAAAUUUGAAGGCUUGACGAUGAGCUUAUAUUAAAA